Molecule: messenger RNA, 336 nt
Organism: Porites evermanni
Lineage: Eukaryota; Metazoa; Cnidaria; Anthozoa; Scleractinia; Poritidae
Source: the annotation of a GenBank genome assembly
AUGUCCAGAUCUGAAAUUUCUGUACCUCUGAAGAUCGAAGACCAGGAUUGUCUGAUGCAGUUAGACACUGGGUGUGCGUUAUCCCUUGCCCCGAUUACUUUCGUGAAACAAGUUUGCCCAGACGUUGAAAUGAAAUCUACAAAUGUUGUGCUGUCGACAUAUACAGGUGAGAUUGUGCGUCCCUUAGGAGAAGCACAUGUGAAGGUUGAGUACAUGGGAUCACAACACGCACUGCUUUUGUUAAUUGUACAGGAAGGGACUGGUGCUUUAUUUGGUCGAAACUGGCUUACAGAUGUCAAGCUGGAUUGGAAGAAUUUGCCAGGUUUGAAUCACGUU